Cottoperca gobio is the source of this 3866-nucleotide messenger RNA. It is a transcript of the gene ralbp1, whose product is annotated as ralA binding protein 1. Lineage: Eukaryota; Metazoa; Chordata; Actinopteri; Perciformes; Bovichtidae. Gene Ontology annotation, biological process: endocytosis; positive regulation of GTPase activity; small GTPase-mediated signal transduction. Gene Ontology annotation, cellular component: membrane. The record is from RefSeq and is a predicted model, not a curated record. Gene Ontology annotation, molecular function: GTPase activator activity; small GTPase binding.
AAUUAUUGGUUGGCAACCGCCAAUAAACUCUUAAAAAAAAAGAAGAAGAGAGAACCAAGCUCUUUCGAACUACAUCACCCAUGGUGCACUUAGGCUGUCGCGCAAGCGCAGAUGGGUUUAUUUAGAAUACAGACAAGCGGAAGCUCCACUCUGAAACUGACCGAACGGGAUAGUUCUUGGUGUGAUGGAGAGGUGAUGUGCCAGUCAGAGGAGUGAUAAGGCCAGAGCAGCCAUGACUGAGUGCUUCCUGCCCCCCAGCAGCAGCCCUGCAGAGCAGCGCAGGGCUGAGCACCCCGGGGGCGUGGCCCGCACCCCCAGCUCUGAGGAGAUCAGUCCCACAAAGUUCCCCGGCUUGUACCGCACCGGCGAACCAUCGCCGCCUCAUGAUGGCCAUCACCAUGAGCCACCAGACGCCUACGUCUCAGACGAUGACAAAGAGCACGGCAAGAAGAAGAACAAGUUCAAGAAAAAAGAGAAAAGGACGGAAGGCUACGCCGCCUUCCAGGAGGACAGUUCGGCCGACGAAGCAGAGAGCCCGUCCAAGAUGAAGCGCUCCAAAGGAAUCCAUGUGUUCAAGAAGCCCAGCUUCUCUAAGAAGAAGGAAAAGGACUUCAAGGUGAAGGAGAAGGAGAAAGAGAAAGAGAAAGGCCCCAAGGAGGACAAGGCCAAAGAUAAGAAAUCAAAGGACCUGACGGCUGCAGACGUGGUUAAACAAUGGAAGGAGAAGAAAAAGAAGAAGAAACCGACAACAGAGGUCGAGCCCGUCCCAGUGGAGAUCCCCACCUUCAGGCCUAUCUUUGGAGCACCUCUGACUGAAGCCGUCAAGAGGACAGCUCUGUACGAUGGCAUCCAGCUGCCAGCCAUAUUCAGAGAAUGUGUGGACUACAUUGAAAGUUAUGGCAUGAAGUGUGAAGGCAUCUACCGGGUCUCAGGUAUGAAGUCCAAGGUGGAUGAGCUGAAAGCAGCAUAUGACCGUGAGGAGUGCCCCUGCCUGGAGGAGUAUGACCCCCACACGGUGGCCAGCCUACUGAAGCAGUACCUGCGCGAGCUGCCAGAGAACCUGUUGGGCCGGGAUCUGGCGCAGCGCUUUGAGGACUCCUGCGGUCGGCAGGUGGAAGCCGAGAAGAUGACGGAGUUCCAGAGGCUGCUGGCCGAGGUGUCGCCGGAGAGCCGACUUCUUCUCUCCUGGCUCGUCACGCACAUGGACCACGUCAUCGUCAGGGAGGCGGACACCAAGAUGAACAUUCAGAAUAUCUCCAUCGUCCUCAACCCAACCAUACAGAUUGGGAACCGCGUCCUCUACAUGUUCUUCACACACGUGAGGGAGCUGUUUGGAGACGUAGUCCUGAGGCCGGUGGUGCGGCCGCUCCGCUGGUCCAACAUGGCGACCAUGCCGGCGCUGCCAGAGACCCAGGAGAGCGUCAAAGAGGAGAUCCGACGACAGGAGUUCCUGCUGAACUGCCUGCACAGGGACCUGCAGGCGGGGGUGAAGGACUUAUCUAAAGAGGAGCGGCUCUGGGAGGUUCAGAGGAUCCUGACUGCUUUAAAACGCAAACUGAGGGAAGCCAAACGUCAGGAGUGUGAGAGUAAGAUAGCACAGGAGAUAGCAAGCCUCUCAAAGGAAGAUGUUUCAAAAGAGGAAAUGACUGAGAAUGAAGAGGAAGUCAUCAACCUCCUCUUAGCACAGGAGAAUGAGAUCCUGACGGAGCAGGAGGAGCUGAUCUCUCUCGAGCAGGUGCUUCGUAGACAGAUUGCCACUGAGAAGGAAGAAAUCGAGAGACUGCGAGCGGAGAUCGCAGACAUACAGAGUCGGCAGCAGGGUCGCAGUGAGACGGAGGAAUAUUCAUCAGACAGUGAGAGUGAGAGUGAGGACGAGGAAGAGCUGCAGAUGAUUCUGGAAGAUCUGCAGAAGCAAAACGAGGAACUGGAGAACAAAAACACCCACCUGAACCAGGCCAUCCACGAGGAGCAGGAAGCCAUCUUGGAGCUCCGCGUCCAGCUUCGCCUCCUGCAGAGCCACAAGCUGCAGCAGGAACUGACCGUCCAGCCGCCGGCCGAGCAGGCCCCGCCGGCGCAGCCGAGCCCGGAGCCCCGCGCCGAGGAGCAAACCAAACGCCCGGUUGCCACGGUGGCUGCCGGUGCUGACGUCGCUGCCUCAGCCAACGGCAAGGCGGCUAAGGAUCCUUCAAAGCCCUCGCCGAACAAAGACAGGCGGGACACCAACAUGUGAGAUGUCAGCUCAGUCAUGUGUUUGGUGGCUCUGUGCCGCUGUACGUCUCUACCGCUGGUCAGUUGUCCUGUAGUGUCACUCGUUAUCCACUGGAGCGCUCACUUUGCUGGAUCCAUGAAUCUCAUUAGUAAUAGUGUCCAUCAAGUGGCGGCCAUGGAAAAAUCUGUUAUACUGUCUUUGGCGUCCUGACUCUUUUAGCAGAUGUCAAACACCUUGUUUCACAUUUUUCCAUGCAAACACACACACACACACACACACACACACACACACACACACACACACACACACAAUAGAAAUAGAGUAGCUGCUGUAGCGGACAACUGGCUACCACUGUGACAGAUUAGGUGGAGCAAAUCAAAUCCACAGUGCCAAGCCUGUAUGAAGGAGGAAAGGGGGGGUGAGGAGAAAUGAAGGGAUUCAUAAAGCAAGUCAGGGGAAGGAAGAAAGAAGUAAGUCAGGCGCCUUGCCAGUAUAAAACAUAAAGAUUAUUUGUUUGCUGGUAAGGUCUCAAGAAAUGAACAUAGCCCAGAUAUAAUGUCAGUCCCUGUAUCUCACGAUGUCCCUCACCUAAAUGCAACCGGGGCAUGUUAGGAUAGAGACCACUGUGCCAUAACCGAAGAUGCCAGAGAACCACUAAUACAAAAGCUCUUUGAAUAAUGAAGAAUUUAUGAUUGGUCUAUCUAUAUAUUAUAUAUUUAAGUAGUAUUCGCAAAGAAUACGGAUGCCUAUUCGAGAAAUGCAUUGAGUUUAAGUUACAGCUUUUUUUCUAGUAAUAUAUGAAUAUGUAUAAAUAAAUUGUAGGUGCUUUCUUUUUCUUUGAACAGCAGAUGCACAUAAACACAGUGGCGUUGUACCUCGCAACUGACCAGUGGAUGAAAACAUGAACGGCAAACAAAAAGUUUCUUCAUCACUGGAAAAUGUAGACAAUGGAGGCCGCAUUGUUACAGUCACACUUUGCUCUGUCGUGCAAUCAUCUUCUCUGUUCUCGCUGCCUCUUGCACAACCAAGGAAACGUGGAAAAUGACAUUUUUCCAGUUUAAUGAUGGAACAACAAAUCUGUAGUGAUGAUUAUUGUCGCCAAAAUGUGUGCAGAGACACGCAGGAGGCCUGUUUUUAGUUUUGUUGUGUAUUUGUUUUUUUAACUCGACGUGUGUAGUUCAUGGCAUCAGUUGGAAGUGAGUAAAAAAACAAAACAAGAUUACAAGUCAAUCAUUUCAUUUCACAACUGAGCCAUGACUUGCAAAGUACUGUCAUUGUUCAGUGAUAUUUAAAGCAAAGGCAUGGCCUGACUAACUUACCGUUUGUGUAUAUCAUUGUAAAAUUGCAAACAUACUGUAUUUUCAGCGCUUAUGUUUUGUCAUAGGUUCUUUUUUUUAUUUUAUUAAUAAUGACCUUUAUGGAGUAUGCUAGUGCGACUGCCCCUGCUUUGGUUGCGGGUAAAUCAAGCAAUCUCAUCUGGACUCAUGAUUCAACGUGUUAUUCAACGUGUUAUUAAUCCUGUGACUGAAACAGAUACAUGCUAGAUUGGGCUCAGAAGCUUCUCGUGAGGUUAUUUUCAUAUUGUUCCAAGCUUUUUGUAGCUUAUUGUUGCAGACAGAAUAAUGCUGUGAAGAAUAAAGUGUCAAUCCGAAAAAUG